GAUUCUUAUUGCCUCCCAAAGUAAUACUGUAAAAAGUCCCAAACCCAAACUUGUCGGAACAUUAAAACAAACCACAUUUGAUUUCACCGUUGGCUUGUCUUGUCUGAACGAGUUUCUCUAUUUUUUUAUUAGCGAUGGCAAGUGGUAGUGGUGAUGAUGAUGAUGUGCAAGUGAAGAACAAGCAAGUGAUUCUCAAGGACUACGUGUCUGGUUUUCCUAAAGAAUCAGACUUUUACAUUAAUACCAACAGUACAAUAAAAUUGAAGGUCCCAGAAGGUUCCGUUGGGGUUGUGGUGAAGAAUCUGUACCUGUCCUGUGAUCCUUACAUGCGUAACCGAAUGAAGAAGGCCGUUGCUGGCAGUUACAUCGACUCCUUCAAGCCUGGUUCGCCCAUUAGUGGAUAUGGAGUGGCUAAAGUUUUGGAUUCGAGGCAUCCAGACUUCAAGAAAGGCGACUUGGUUUGGGCAAGAACUGGGUGGGAAGAAUACAGUUUGCUUACAAAUUUAGUGACUCUGAAUAAAGUACUACACACUGAUGUGCCUCUUACGUACUAUAUGGGAAUUCUUGGUAUGCCUGGUUUAACUGCUUAUGCUGGUUUUUAUGAGGUUUGCUCUCCUAUGAAAGGAGAGUAUGUCUUCAUUUCAGCAGCUUCUGGGGCAGUUGGUCAGCUUGUUGGGCAAUUUGCAAAGCUGUUAGGGUGUUAUGUUGUUGGAAGUGCUGGAAGCAAAGAAAAGGUCGAUUUGCUGAAGAACAAAUUCGGGUUCAAUGAGGCUUUCAAUUAUAAAGAAGAGCCUGACUUGGAUGCAGCUUUGAAAAGGUACUUUCCUGAAGGUAUCGAUAUUUACUUUGACAAUGUUGGGGGAAAGAUGCUUGAUGCAGUGCUACUCAACAUGAGGGUCCAUGGCCGCAUUGCUGUCUGUGGCAUGAUGUCACAGUACAACCUUCACAGUCCUGAAGGUGUGCACAAUUUGAUGCAUCUAAUUUCCAAGCGCAUCCAUAUGGAAGGAUUCCUGGUUUUCGAUUACUAUCACCUCUACCCAAAGUUUGUGGAGGAGGUGCUCUCUUACAUUGCAGAAGGGAAGAUUGUAUAUGUGGAAGACAUAGCUGAAGGCCUUGAGAAUUGCCCAGCAGCUCUUAUUGGGCUCUUCACUGGCCGCAAUGUUGGUAAACAGAUUGUUUUAGUUGCUCGUGAAUGAAUGUUUUCAUGACCAAAAGCUUUAGGUCCCCUGGAAGAUUCCUACUGCAGAUACACCUUAUACGUCCAUACCUUUUAUGGGGACAGUGUUUCACUCUUGGUGUUCACCAGAAAUUGUGUUUCCUAAAUAAAUGUUAUGUUGUUGAAGUCAAGAAUUUCAGAACUAGCAGAUUCUGUUGAUCUUACAAGCAAGAAUUCAUUUUCCACA
Messenger RNA from Quercus robur (English oak), 1403 nucleotides. RefSeq names its product 2-alkenal reductase (NADP(+)-dependent)-like. The transcript has 5 exons. The record is from RefSeq and is a predicted model, not a curated record. Gene Ontology annotation, molecular function: 2-alkenal reductase [NAD(P)H] activity. Bases 135 to 1196 code for a protein of 353 amino acids. NCBI's taxonomy places the organism in Eukaryota, Viridiplantae, Streptophyta, Magnoliopsida, Fagales, Fagaceae.